Molecule: messenger RNA, 438 nt
Organism: Hydatigera taeniaeformis
Lineage: Eukaryota; Metazoa; Platyhelminthes; Cestoda; Cyclophyllidea; Taeniidae
Source: the annotation of a GenBank genome assembly
AUGAAAAAGCUCAGCUUUGAGUGCAUCAAUAAGCAUAAAGCUAACACCGGUGGUAUCAUUUUUGUCAUCGACUCAACAUCCAUUCAAGAUGCGUUGAUGGACACAGCUGAAUAUCUCUAUGAUUUGAUGACAGAUGCUACUCUUGCUCGGUCCCAUGUACCCUUCCUUAUUCUUUGUAACAAAAAAGACUUACCUAAUGCUAAAGAUCCUAUUUUGAUUGAACGAAUGCUGGAGGCAGAACUAACCACUUUGUGUCGUACAAAGGCAGAUGCACUGGCUGGUCUAGACGGUCAUCAGGAGUCCCGUGUACCUCUUGUGAAGAACUCGUGCAAGGAAUUUCGGUUUGCAGAGUGCAAACACCAUAGCGUCACCUUUGCUGAUUGCUCUGCCACGUCAACCGAUAUUAGUCCCGUUCGUCUUUGGUUAGAACGUUUGUAA